Molecule: messenger RNA, 801 nt
Organism: Pocillopora verrucosa
Lineage: Eukaryota; Metazoa; Cnidaria; Anthozoa; Scleractinia; Pocilloporidae
Source: RefSeq, a predicted model, not a curated record
UUUCGGACGAGAAAAUUCGAGUUGGUUACCUUUAAUGCAAUGCACAGAAACCGAUGUCAAUAAAGGGUAUCAACUCAUCCAUGAGUUCUAUAUUCCCGUUUGUCUUCAACAAGAAAACGUCGAUCGGAGAAAAGCACCCAGUGUUGGACUGAACACUCAUUUUCAAAAGAUCAAAAACAAAUGACCAUGUUUUUCAAGUUCGUUGUGGUUGUUUUGUUAGCCGCCCUGUUCAUCGACGAAGCUUCAGCGAAUACCUGUCCUCGUUGGGUGAAGCUUAACAAGAGUCCAGUCUGUUUCGGGGCUCGGAGUAACCAGUAUGGUCGUUUUACCUACCCUCGGAACAUCUUUGUCAGCUCGUUCAUGCUUGUGCAUCGUACAGGAUCAGUUUCGUGUAAUAAAAAACAAUACAGCUACUGGGGAUGUGCUUCUAAUCACCCAAGUCUAAGUGUCGUGUUAACGAAUCAUCAAAACAAGUUAUUGGCCCCAGCUGUUACCAAUGGUGGAGGAUGGUACAACCUGGGAGGUUACACCUCCUCGUCUUCUGCCCUCGUGUUCUGUGCUCCUAAGAAGCCCCACUGUAUCUUCGCCAAUACCGAGCUGCGCCUGUGGUACGGAGAAGAUUUACGUGGCGGUGGAGAGAGCGACAACGGCGGCCGAACAUGCGCAGAUGUUUAUGGUCUGUUGGUCUAAACUGUUCGUAACAAGAAACCUCGACCAUUAGACUGAAUAAAUCAGUAGUUGCUAAAAAAUAUUUUUCUUUGUACUUAGCUAUCGGAAUGAAGAAAAAUAAAAUCAUCGGAG